AUGAAGUUCUUCGCUGCACUGUUGCUGUUGAUGUGUUUGGUUGUUGCGUGUCAAGCGCAAGGGGGAGGCGGUGGUGGCGGCCGAUAUGGUGGAGGUGGUGGUGGACCAUAUGGUGGCAGCGGUGGUCCCUAUGGUGGUGGUGGCGGUGGACGCUAUGGAGGUGGUGGCGGAGGUUCUUAUGGUGGUGGCGGCGGUGGACCUUAUAGUGGAGGUGGUGGAGGUCGUAGCGGUGGCAGAGGAGGUCGUGCCAGUGGCGGUGGUGGUCGGUAUGGUGGAGGAGGUGGUGGUGGUGGCUACUAA
Messenger RNA from Zeugodacus cucurbitae (melon fly), 300 nucleotides. RefSeq lists its product as uncharacterized. Lineage: Eukaryota; Metazoa; Arthropoda; Insecta; Diptera; Tephritidae. The coding region runs from base 1 to 300 and encodes 99 amino acids. The transcript has a single exon. The record is from RefSeq and is a predicted model, not a curated record.